CAGGGCGAAAGGGUGGGGAAGGGGCAGGUCAGAAGGCUGGAAGAGUCACUUUCCCGGCACCGAUUUAAAUGAUGUCCAGUGGGCAGCAGCAGCAGCAACAAAAAAAAAAAAAAAAAAGACUAAAAAAAAGCAGCAACACGGCACUUGUAGGUCUGUUUGCUUAAUGAUCCAAUACACACACACACAUACUUUGCCUGGCGAGAGGCUGUGAAACACCAACAAAAACACCUUGGGCAAAUAAGCAGAGGGUCAGUAGGGAACGGCUGGAACGACGGGAAGAUACUCUGUGGAAUUGGAGAGAUGGCCACUGGAGAGAAUGCGAAGGAGGGUGUCCUGGUAGCCGUCCCUUCAAAAUCAACCGGCGUAAACGCAUUAAUCCUGGCCGCUACUCCUACUAAUGAUAACGAUCACCGAUUGAGUGGCAGAGGCUGGCGAAGAAGGAGGAGCGAAGGAGAGCCAGACAACAGGCGGAUAACAACGCCUGUCUCCAAGUGGGCUCAAGUGCCUCAGUGGUCGGGGGAGAGAGAGAUGGAGAAGGUGGAGGUGGCAGGAGGCACGCAGACACGCAGGCUGGCCAAGGCGGACAGACGACGCAGAAGCAGAAGCUACUCCAAGAGCCACAGAAUUCCGAUUCCGAUGAUGGGAUCGUGUCUCUACACGGCUGCUCUCGUCUGUGUGUAUGUGUGCAUGACUCUGUGUUUGUGCAAGGCGGCAAAGUCGAGUGGAGUCAAGCAGGAGUUUUGCACCAUUCCACUCCAUUACCAGUUCCCAAGUUCCCAGAUCGCAGUCUGCAGCUUCCAGCUCCAAUCUCAGAGCUCACACCCCGAAGCUCCCGUCUCCCAGUUGCCAGGAGCCUUGCGUCUCCUCUCUCCCGAGAUGUGGCAAUCAAAUGGCCAACGUUGGACAAUACUUUCACGCCUUUCGAGCGCGCCAAAACGAUCCAAUCGAGUAUAGAGUCGUUACAGGCCAUAAGGCCGGCCAGAUACCCUUUUUUUUUUUUUU
Molecule: messenger RNA, 1002 nt
Organism: Drosophila kikkawai
Lineage: Eukaryota; Metazoa; Arthropoda; Insecta; Diptera; Drosophilidae
Source: RefSeq, a predicted model, not a curated record